Messenger RNA from Caenorhabditis elegans, 1954 nucleotides. RefSeq names its product Interferon regulatory factor 2-binding protein 1 & 2 zinc finger domain-containing protein (gene ifbp-1). The record is from RefSeq and is marked reviewed. Lineage: Eukaryota; Metazoa; Nematoda; Chromadorea; Rhabditida; Rhabditidae. Gene Ontology annotation, cellular component: nucleus. The coding region runs from base 123 to 1496 and encodes 457 amino acids. The transcript has 6 exons.
AUUCGUCUCGGUCAGGAAUCUUUCUUAUCUCUAGAAUUUCUCCCUCUCUUCCAUCACGAACUUGAAACGCGCCAUUCCUAUUCCUCUACCCCAUCAUUCUUGCAAUCAUUCCUCUCGUGGAAAUGGGCUCGUUCGCUGAGUCGGCUGCUCUUCUGCAGGCAUCGAUGUCUCUUUCUCCAACACCUUCUAUAAUUAACAACAAUAAUACUGUCGAUUAUUCUCUAUCACUCCAGAUGCUCGCGGCUCCGAACGCCGUCUCAUUGGCCUCUGUCAACGGUUCUGCUUCACUUCUAACUGCAACAACUGCUGGAAUGAAGGCGAAUAAUAAUUCAAAUGAGAAAUUACCAAGACAACAAUGUUACCUGUGUGAUUUGCCACGCUGGCCGUGGGCAAUCAUAAAUGAUUAUAUUGAGCCAGUUUGCAGAGGAUGCGUCAAUUAUGAAGGAUCAGACAGAAUUGAACUCGUACUUGAAGAAACACGCCAACAAAAGAAACUCCAAGGAGUUGGAAUCAGUGAUCCACAGAAUGCAAAGACAUCCCUCCGAGAUAUUACACUUACACAACAACAACCCCUUCAAACAUUACCAGUCACUUCUGCUAAUGGAAUCGGAAGGAUAAGCCCACAAAGGACACCUCAGCCAACGGUACUUCCCACGUCCCCAUUCCAUGUGCCAACUAUGAACAACUUGGAGCAAGUUCUGACCCAUCAACGACUUCUGCAAAUGACACAAGCCAAUCCUCGGGCGGUUGACGAUCUUAUUCAACAGUCUCUUCGAAGCUUGGGCCCAAAUUCUCAUCUCUUGGCUCCAUUCAUGAUGAGCAUGCUUCCAAGCACAACUUAUUCAAAUCCAAGAAAACGUGAAUCUGACGAAGAGCAGAAGCCUGAAAUAUAUGGAAAAGUGCAGAGAGGCGAUGCCCAAACGACAACUGCCUCGCCAACCUCAACUCAUUCACCAGACCAUCCGGGAGUUAAGGAUCGGAGAGGGAUCGCCCCAAUUGAGAGAGUUUUGAGAUGUACACUGUGCAAUGAACGUCUAGAAGACACCCACUUUGUACAAUGCCCAACAGUCAGCAUUCACAAGUUUUGCUUCCCAUGCUCGCGGAGCAGCAUCAAGGAUCAAUGCAAGAGCAGUGAUAUGUACUGCCCAUCAGGCGAUAAAUGUCCAUUAGUCGGAUCAGCAAUGCCAUGGGCAUUCAUGCAAGGAGAAAUUGCACAAAUCCUCGGUGACGAGUAUGACGAGUUCAAGAGAACCCGAGAAGCUCACGGUCUUGCUCCACCGAUGGGUGCCAACGCAGCGACUCUCGCCGCGGCAGCCGCGGCAGCUGCACAGUUGAGACGGAGACAAAAUGCUCAAAGAGCCCACCCUCAUCGCACUCUUACACGAUCCACAAUUAACACUUCUACCUCAUGUAACGGCGCCAAUCAAACAUCUCCAGCCUCCACAACAACUUCUGCGGCUUCUUCCACAUCUGCCGCCACGUCACCACAAAACUGAUAACCUGUGACGUCACGGAGCACAUUAGGCACAAAUAUUUUUUCUUUCAAUCUCUCUUUUUUCUCAGUCCCACUGAAACCGUUCAAAGCUGCACUCAAUGCUUUUGUCUGCUUCACCACGAUCUCUACUUUUUCCCCCUUUCCAAGUUUUCUUUCUCUCUCUCUCUCUUCGGUCCCAACUACGGUGUGAUUUCAAGGGACAUUUGGUAAUAAAUCUUGAGAUUUUUUUCCUUUCUCAUUUCCCUUUUCCUCGAUUACGCUUUUCACUGCUUUUGGGAUUUACGGUUUCUUUUCUUUUUUCAGUCCAAAAACUUUGUAAUGUUCGUACCUUAUCCCCAGUCCAUUCUCCCCUGGAACAUUGAAAAUUCAACUGCCAAACAAAUCAAAAAACAACAAUCCCACCAAAGCUUUCAGUUUAUUUUUUCAUUAAUUGAAUAAAGCUUUGAUCAGAAAACUUAA